CAUUUUCACAACAAAUAAAUUUUUUGUUUUUCAGAAAUUCUGACAACAUUCAAAAAUGUUUAUCUCUUGCAGUUCCAUUAAAACACGAAGACAAUCAACAAAAAAAUUCUGAUUCUCCAACAAACAGCAGUAAUGCUAGUAGUAGUAGAAGACAACGUCAACACACUAUGAGAAAAAGGCAGCAUUCUGUUCAUCAUCGUAAAAGACAGCAACAACAAAAAGGGCCUCAAAGCUAUAUUCAAGUAACAGCUGAAGCUUUGAAUCGUUUUCAACAACAAUUUAGUGGAUUAAUUUUGAGUGGAUUGGGGUUAACAAAUAGAGGCAAACAAAAUUUAGUUAUGCAGUUUUCACCUUUUUCUAGUUUUUCAAGGUUGGAUUUUAUUCAAAAACAUGCUUUAAUUAAAAAUUGA
Messenger RNA from Meloidogyne enterolobii, 410 nucleotides. The record is from the annotation of a GenBank genome assembly. NCBI's taxonomy places the organism in Eukaryota, Metazoa, Nematoda, Chromadorea, Rhabditida, Meloidogynidae.